GAAUACAAAAUUUCGAGCUUUGAGCAGAGGCUAAUGAAUGAAAUAGAGUUUCGCUUGGAACGUACCCCAGUUGAUGAAUCAGAUGAUGAAAUCCAACAUGAUGAGAUUCCUACUGGCAAGUGUAUUGCUCCCAUCUUUGACAAAAGACUCAAACAUUUCCGGGUCACAGAAGGUUCUCCAGUCACAUUCACCUGCAAAAUUGUUGGAAUACCUGUUCCAAAGGUUUACUGGUUCAAAGAUGGAAAGCAGAUUUCUAAGAGAAACGAACACUGCAAAAUGCAGAGAGAAGGAGAUGGCACGUGUUCUCUCCACAUUGAGUCUACCACCAGUGAUGACGAUGGCAACUACACCAUCAUGGCGGCCAACCCCCAGGGGAGAAUCAGUUGUUCUGGUCACUUGAUGGUACAAAGUUUGCCCAUUCGUAGUCGGCUAUCCACAGCUGGUCAGUCUCACAGGGGAAGGUCCCGAAUGCAAGAAAGAGAUAAAGAGCCCCUACAGGAACGCUUUUUCCGACCACAUUUUCUACAAGCUCCUGGUGAUAUGGUGGCUCACGAGGGCCGCCUCUGUCGGCUAGACUGUAAGGUGAGUGGCUUGCCACCCCCGGAGCUGACAUGGCUACUCAAAGGCCAACCUGUGCUACCAGACGCCUCCCACAAGAUGCUGGUCAGGGAGACCGGAGUCCACUCUCUGCUCAUUGACCCGCUCACGCAGCGGGAUGCAGGGACCUAUACGUGUGUUGCUACCAACAAAACUGGGCAGAAUUCCUUUAGUCUGGAGCUCACUGUAGUAGCCAAAGAGGUGAAGAAAGCACCUGUGAUCCUGGAGAAACUGCAGAACUGUGGUGUUCCCGAAGGCCACCCAGUGAGACUAGAGUGCCGUGUAAUCGGCAUGCCCCCGCCUGUGUUCUUCUGGAAGAAAGACAAUGACACCAUCCCAUUCACAAGAGAGAGGAUCAG
Molecule: messenger RNA, 956 nt
Organism: Chrysochloris asiatica (Cape golden mole)
Lineage: Eukaryota; Metazoa; Chordata; Mammalia; Afrosoricida; Chrysochloridae
Product: myopalladin-like
Exons: 6
Source: RefSeq, a predicted model, not a curated record